GAAGUAGAAACAUUGCCACAUCAUCAUCAUCAUCCAAACUUGUCACAAACAUUUGGCGCUAGCUUUUUUCUCUAGUACCAGUUACAGCCUCUUCUUCUCCUCCAACUAAUAAUAUCCUCUACCCAAAAUUGUAGCAGCCAUGGGAGCUGGAGGAACCCUCUUCUGUUCUCAGAGUUUGAGUUUUGUAGUUUGUAAUUACACUCAAAAAAUUCAUGCCCAAAAUAAUCGAGCUUUGGCAUUGAAAUCAGUACUUGUACACAAAUUGACCAAUUUUACUAAUCAAGAUUCAAUUUUGACAAAACCCCAAAAUCUUCCUGUUCUUCGACUUAAGGUUGUUACUAGAGCUGCUGAUUCCUCUCAGCCAUCUUCCUCUGCUAUUACUUCCUCCGACAAAUCUAUUGUCCCCGAUGAAGAGUUUUCACUUGCCAAGGUUUCUUUUGGUGUUAUUGGACUUGGCCUUGGUGUUUCACUUCUCUCGUAUGGAUUUGGAGCAUAUUUUAACAUCCGUCCUGGUUCUGAGUGGUCGGCAUUGAUGUUGGCAUAUGGUUUCCCACUUACUAUCAUCGGCAUGGCUCUUAAGUAUGCAGAGCUCAAACCUGUGCCAUGCAUAACGUACUCAGAUGCUCAACUACUACGGGAAAAAUGUGCUACUCCAAUCCUGAAGCAGGUAAUGUUCUUUUGUUGACUACCGGAAAUGCCCUUCUGCCACUUGAUGCUUUUCUUAAAGCAUGUUAAUCCAUG
Messenger RNA from Nicotiana attenuata, 741 nucleotides. RefSeq lists its product as uncharacterized. The transcript has 4 exons. The record is from RefSeq and is a predicted model, not a curated record. The coding region runs from base 140 to 685 and encodes 181 amino acids. NCBI's taxonomy places the organism in Eukaryota, Viridiplantae, Streptophyta, Magnoliopsida, Solanales, Solanaceae.